CAUAAGUUAUCAAUCAUCUUCUCCAUCUACAUCUUCUUCUUCAUCCAAUCUCUGCAACUAAAUCAAAAUCAAAAUCAAAUUUAAAAAAUGGAGCAGAAUAUGCAAAUCAUAGCGAAGAAAUUCUGGAACGUUGUGCGGGUGAUGUAUUUCAUGCUCCGAAAAGGCAUCUCCAAAGCCAAGCUCUUCUCCGACCUCAACAUGAUGAUGAAGCGCGGCAAAAUCGCCGGAAAAUCCGCCAUAUACAACCUCAUGUUCCACCACCACCACGCCGCCGCCGCCGCGCGCCGCUUCUCCGCGCCGGCCGACGGAGAAUACGAAUUCAGCUGCAGCAACAGCCCGGCCUUCCACUUCCCUACCUUCCACAAGCGCAAGCACCACUACCACUCCCCGCCGUCGCCGGCGCCGCUCGACCCCGAGCUCCUGGCGGCGGCGCUGGAGGUUUUCGCCAGCGCGGCGGCUUCGCCGGCUCUGCCAGGGUUUAUCAAGCCGAGCCCAGCCGUGAGGCAGCUGAGGAUAACCGACUCGCCGUUCCCGUUAGCCGAUGCUGACGUGGACAGCCACGUGGACAAGGCAGCGGAGGAGUUUAUAACGAAGUUUUACAGUGAGCUCAAGAGGCAAAAUGCUGUGGCUUAUUUGGGUUACCAUAAAUAAAUUAAUUAAUUAAUUAAUGGAUUUUAAUUUCUCAUUUUAUAUAUAUAUAUAUAUAUAAAUAAUUUAGGGCAUUAAUAAAAUUUGCCUUGUAAUGAUAUUUUUAAUGUUUUGCUGGCCUUUACUUGUCUUAUUAAUGUAAAUUGGCUGGCUUCUUCAUUUUGUGAAAUUUCAACUUUUCUUUUUUUU
This is a messenger RNA of Andrographis paniculata, 837 nucleotides long. RefSeq lists its product as uncharacterized. The record is from RefSeq and is a predicted model, not a curated record. The coding region runs from base 88 to 651 and encodes 187 amino acids. Lineage: Eukaryota; Viridiplantae; Streptophyta; Magnoliopsida; Lamiales; Acanthaceae. The transcript has a single exon.